Molecule: messenger RNA, 3366 nt
Organism: Chanos chanos (milkfish)
Lineage: Eukaryota; Metazoa; Chordata; Actinopteri; Gonorynchiformes; Chanidae
Product: E3 ubiquitin/ISG15 ligase TRIM25-like
Exons: 13
Coding region: 1-3366 (1121 amino acids)
Molecular function (GO): zinc ion binding; protein binding
Source: RefSeq, a predicted model, not a curated record
AUGGCAGAGGCCAGUAUUUCAGUAGGUCAGGACCAGUUCAUGUGUCCAGUCUGUCUGGAUCUCCUUAAGGAUCCUGUGACUAUUCCCUGUGGACACAGUUACUGUAUGGGCUGUAUUAAGGGCUGCUGGGAUCAGGAUGAUCAGAGGGGAGUCUACAGCUGCCCCCAGUGCAGACAGACCUUCAGUCCAAGACCAGUUCUAUAUAAAAACACUAUGCUGGCUGAAGUGGUGGAGAAACUGAAGAAGAUGAGACUCCAAGAUGCUGCUCCUCCUGCUCACUGUUAUGCUGGACCUGGAGAUGUGGAGUGUGGUGUUUGUACUGGGACAAAACUCAAAGCCAUCAAGUCCUGUCUGGUGUGUCUGGAUUCCUACUGUCAAACUCACUUUGAACAACAUGAAAAACUGUUCAAAGGAAAAAGACACAAUGUGAUUGAUGCUACUGGAAAACUACAAGACCAAAUUUGCCCUCAUCAUAAUGAACUGAUUAAGCUUUGGUGUCGAACAGACCAACAGUUCAUGUGUUAUCUGUGUAUGGUGGAUGAACACAGAGACCAUAAAACAGUAUCAGUGGCAGCAGAGAGGACUGAAAGACAGAAGCAGUUGGGAGAAAGUAAGAGGAAAACUCAGAAGAGAAUCCAGGAGAGAGAGAAGGAGGUGCAGGAGCUGAGACAGGCUGUGGAGUCUCUGAGGCGCUCUGCACAGGCAGCAGUGGAGGACAGUGAGAGGAUCUUUACUGAGCUGAUCCGCUCCAUUGAGAGAAGGUGCCGUGAGGUGACAGAGCUGAUCAGAGAUCAGGAGAAGAGUGAAUUGAGUCGGGCUGAAGGAGUCCUGGAGCGACUGGAGCAGGACAUUUCUGAUCUGAGGAGGCGAGACACUGAGCUGGAGCAGCUUACACACACAGAGGAUCACAUCCAUUUCCUCAAGAGUUUCUCAUCUCUCUGUGCCCCUACUGGAUCUGAAGAUUUACCCAGCAUCACUGUCAGUCCACACCUCUCUUUUGAGGAUGUAGGAAAAUCUGUCUCUCAGCUGAAAGAGCGACUGGAGGAUUUCUGGAAGGAGGAUCUGAUGAAUCCUUUUGUUUCUCUAGUGACAAACAUUGAGACCAUUCCUCUCCCUGAACCCAAAACCAGAGAGCAGUUCUUACAAUAUUCCUGUGAUCUCACACUGGAUCCCAACACAGUAAAUAAAUACCUCUGUCUGUCUGAGGGGAACAGAGUGGCGACAUGCAGUAACACAGUCCAGUUAUAUCUUGAUCAUCCAGAGAGAUUUGAUGAGUGGUAUCAGGUGUUGUGUAGAGAGAGUGUGUCUGCACGCUGUUACUGGGAGACUGAGUGGAGUGGGGAUAGUGGAGUUUAUAUAUCAGUGUCAUAUAAAGACAUCAGGAGGAAAGGACGGGGUUAUGAGUGUGGGUUUGGACGUAAUGAUCAGUCCUGGAGUUUGUUCUGUUCUCCCUCUAAUUACUCAUUCAUACACAAUAAUAAAGUGACUAAACUCCCCAUAGUUCCCAGUUCCUCCAGAAUAGGAGUGUAUGUGGACCACAGGGCAGGAACUCUGUCCUUCUACAGUGUCUCUGACACAAUGACCCUCCUCCACAGAGUCCAGACCACAUUCACUCAGCCCCUCUAUCCUGGGUUUAAUGUCUGUUUUGUGUCAACAGUGAAUAUUUCUGAGUGUGUGAUCAGUAAAAUGGCAGAGGCCAGCAUUUCAGUGGAUCAGGACCAGUUCAUGUGUCCAGUCUGUCUGGAUCUCCUUAAGGAUCCUGUGGCUAUUCCCUGUGGACACAGUUACUGUAUGGGCUGUAUUAAAGGCUACUGGGAUCAGGAUGAUCAGAAGGGAGUCUACAGCUGCCCCCAGUGCAGACAGACCUUCGUUCCCAGACCAGUUCUGGGUAAAAACGCCAUAUUGGCUGAAAUGGUGGAGAAAGUGAAGAAGACGAGACCCCAACCUACUGCUCCUCCUGCUCACUGUUAUGCUGGACCUGGAGAUGUGGAGUGUGGUGUUUGUACUGGGACAAAACUCAAAGCCAUCAAGUCCUGUCUGGUGUGUCUGGAUUCCUACUGUCAAACUCACUUUGAACAACAUGAAAAACUGUUCAAUGGGAAGAGACACAAUGUGAUUGAUGCCACUGGAAAACUACAAGACCAGAUUUGCCCUCAUCACAACAAACUGAUAGAACUUUGGUGUCAAACUGACCAACAGUUCAUGUGUUAUCUGUGUCUGGUGGAUGAACACAGAGACCAUAAAACAGUAUCAGUGGCAGCAGAGAGGACUGAAAGACAGAAACAGUUGGGAGAAAGUCAGAGGAAAACCCAGCAGAGAAUCCAGGAGAGAGAGAAGGAGGUGAAGGAGCUGAGACAGGCUGUGGAGUCUCUGAGGCGCUCUGCACAGGCAGCAGUGGAGGGCAGUGUGAGAAUCUUUACUGAGCUGAUCCGCUCCAUUGAGAGAAGGUGUCGUGAGGUUAUAGAGCUGAUCAGAGGUCAGGCGAAGACUGAACUGAGUCAGGCUGAAGGAGUCCUGGAGCGACUGGAGCAGGAGAUUGUUGAUCUGAGGAGGCGAGACACUGAGCUGGAGCAGCUUUCACACACAGAGGAUCACAUCCAUUUCCUCCAGAGUUUCUCAUCUCUCUGCUCCCCUCCUGGAUCUGAAGUCUUACCCAGCAUCACUGUCAGUCCACACCUCUCUUUUGAGGAUGUAGGAAAAUCUGUCUCUCAGCUGAAAGAUCGACUGGAGGAUUUCUGUGAGGAGGAGUUUGGAAGACUUUCUACACAUACGGCCGCAGACAUCAAGAUCAUUCCUCCUCCUGAACCCAGAAGCAGAGAGUUCUUACAAUAUUCCUGUGAUCUCACACUGGAUCCCAACACAGCAUAUAAACACCUCUGUCUGUCUGAGGGGAACAGAGUGGUGACAUACAGUAACACAGUCCAGUCAUAUCCUGAUCAUCCAGAGAGAUUUGAUGGGUGUUAUCAGGUGUUGUGUAGAGAGAGUGUGUCUGCACGCUGUUACUGGGAGACUGAGUGGGGUGGGUAUAACUGGGUUUCUAUAUCAGUGUCAUAUAAAGACAUCAGGAGGAAAGGACAGGGUAGUGAGUGUGGGUUUGGAUAUAAUAAUCAGUCCUGGAGUUUGGACUGUUCUCCCUCUGAGUACUCAUUCUGGCACAAUAAUAAAAAGACUCAACUCUCCAUAGUCCCCAGUUCCUCCAGAAUAGGAGUGUAUGUGGACCACAGGGCAGGAACUCUGUCCUUCUACAGCGUCUCUGACACAAUGAUCCUCCUCCACAGAGUCCACACCACAUUCACUCAGUCCCUCUGUCCUGGGUUCUGGGUUGGUUGGCAGUCAGCACUGAGGUUAUGUUGCUUUCGAAAAUGA